Molecule: messenger RNA, 2398 nt
Organism: Pomacea canaliculata
Lineage: Eukaryota; Metazoa; Mollusca; Gastropoda; Architaenioglossa; Ampullariidae
Product: spindle and centriole-associated protein 1-like
Exons: 18
Coding region: 73-2343 (756 amino acids)
Biological process (GO): metaphase chromosome alignment; mitotic spindle assembly; regulation of centriole replication
Cellular component (GO): spindle; centrosome; centriole
Source: RefSeq, a predicted model, not a curated record
CCUCCCUUUCUUCAUCCAGCGGUAAGAGUAUAAACAGCUGAAGUGUAACAGAGAACUCUGAGUGCACCAGAAAUGUCGUUCGUAAGACUCGGCCAGGGACGAAGAAAGAGGACGCUUGUGAGAAAGAAACCAAUAUGGGAUGAUUCAGUCAGUGAUCUAGAUGUAUAUCGUGCCUCUCCUGAGGAAGUUAGGCAAAGAAGGGAGUUACAUAAAUCAAAGAAUCACAUUGCUGUAAAAUUGGAAAAGAUGAGAAAAGAGAAGCAGCGGCAAUGUUCAGGACUGACAAAUGUUGAAGCAAGACAAGUAGCUAUCAUGAAAGAGGUUCUUCAUGAUCAGGAACAGCUUGACUCUGUGUUAGCCAAGACAGAUCAGAUGAUGGCUAUGGUGAAAGAUCUAUUUGGUGAUGAUGCUAAGAAAUACAGAGGUGUUCCUACUAUCACUGUGCCACCUGGAGAUUCCAAAAGAUCUGGAAAUCUUAUGCCCAUUGUACCGGAGAUUCAGACACGAACCGAGAAACUUAGUGAGUCAGUGAUGAGCACUUCGGCACUCAAUGAUCUGUCAGAAACAUCAGAUUCUGAAACAGAAGGACAGCAGCCAACACCUAUCAAUUUCCAAUCAUUGAUGGAUAUACAGAGGUUUCAGCAGUUCCUUUACGAAGAAGAAAAUCGAAACACGAAUGCCAUCCCAUCAUCAGAUCUUCCAAAUCAGGCUGAUGCUCAACGGCUGGAUCAGUUGCGAAAAUUUCUCGCAGAUGAGGCACAACGUCAGUUUGGUGCUGCAGAUGGUGCAGAAAGGUUUGGUGCUGUUGGAGGCAAAAUUCAAAAUGACAAUAAUCAGACUUUGAGCACGAUCAGUGGUCAUGGUGAGACACGUAGUCAUAUUGGGCCUCAGGGUCAUGGUCCUGUACAUAGCACUCACCUUCAAGCUUCUGUGUCACAGGGUUAUAAUAUUAGUCAAAAAGAAAAGAUCAAAGAAAUAAACAUAUUUUUGUUUUCCUUUAUUUGCUCUAUAUCUAAUUUUGCAAGUUUGCAGGUCAGCAAACACCACCUAGAAGAGAAAACAACUCUGAUCAGCAGACUUCUUAGAUCAGCUUUGAAUGACACAGGGAAAGUGAAAAAGACCAAAAGAAAAACAGAAUCAGAAAUUUCACAAAAUGCAUCUUCAUCAUUUAGCAUGAGUGAUAUGAGAAAGGUACUGGAGUCUCUUCAAGCAGAAAUAGCUGACUUUGAGCUUCAGACAGGCAGGAGACCAGCUGCAGGAGCUGCACAAACAGAAACAUUCAGUGGAUAUACUAUAGCUCUUGUGACAGCAGUAACAAAGCUCACCUACUACCUAAGAGAGACGGAAAAGCGUCUUCAAAUGGAAACAAUGGUCCGAGAACAACUUACUCAAGAUGUCAGGCAGCUAGCAAUAACAGUUGACUCUCUUACUUCAGAAGUUAUAAUGACUCAGGAAGAGUAUGGAAAACUGUUUGGGGAGCAUGAACGUUACCGACAGCAGAUACAGGGAGAACUGGCCAUGUUGCAUGCACAAAUUCUGGACCUUAAGCAUCAGCAGUCAGCUCAAACAUCCCAGCAUUCCACACCAGCCAGGGCAGCUUCUGCUGGACUUCAAAAUGGUGAGGUGAAUCUUGGUGUCAAUGAUCAAUUGGAUCACCCAUCAACAGCAGUACUUCUGUCCCCUGUCAUCCGCAAAACUCGUGUGACUGACGGAGUUGAAGCAGUACACUUAAAGACCAAAAAACAGACUUCAUUGGUGGACAUCACAUCCUUGGCACAAGCUGAUGGCUUUAUGCCAGGACAAGAGCAAGUGCAGACCUUGGCAGUUGCACCAAAACCAUUAACAGUAGCAUCAAUGGCCUCGUCAUCCUCUUCAUCUCAACAGUUCGAUCAGAACCUCCACAUGGCACAGACCUUUCAUCAGAGGAUGACCACAUCUGUUGGAGCAUCCAGUGAGGCCAGGAUGCAGCAGGUUGGUGCCACCUGGCUACAAGCUGUGCCCAGCAGGCCCAGGGCUAUGGAGGAGCAGAUUGCUGAAUUGAACAGACAACACACAGAAGCACAACAGCGGCUGCAAUCUUUGCUGGACCAGCAGAAACGCCAGCAUGAACAGUUGCACAUAUUCAGCACAGAGGAUGUAGUUUCUGGUCAGAACAUCCAAGAGACAACAAAAUCUGCAGUGUCAAGUGCAGUGUCUCCACCCAUCUCCCCUAUUUCCCAAAAAUCUGAGCUCUUCACAAGCUUAAAACCGCUUCAUCACUUUGCAAGUAUGUCCCGGGAGAUUAAAGUUGCAUUGCCUAUGGUGGAUCUGAAUGUUUCUGAUGGAAGUGUAAAUAGCCCUUAGGGUAUUAUCAGGACAAGUUUGGAACAGAAGUGCUACAUGCUGACAACAUAAUUUA